UGUACGUCACCGUUGCUGUUCCUUUCAUCCUCGUAACCGUCUUCCUCAUCCGGGGAUGUCUACUUCCGGGUUCCUUGGAAGGAAUGUAUUACUACAUCUUCCCCAAGUUUGAGAAACUUACAGACCCUUAUAUGUGGGUUCAAUCCUGCAGCUUCUCCCUGUAUACAAUGGGUAUUGGCAUGGGAUGCAUCAUCACUAUGUCUGGACACAACAGGCUGAAGAACAACUGUUUCAGGGAUGCAAUACUAGUUUGCCUGAUGGACUGUUUCGCCAGCAUCUUUAUCGGCUUUGCCUUCUUUGCCUGCGUAGGCCACGUUGCCUACUUACGUGGUGUAAAGGUAGAUGCCUUCGAGUCAUCGGGAUACAACCUUGCAUUUAUAGUAUACCCCGAUGUCCUUUCUUCCCUCCCGAUGCCCCAGUUGUGGUCUGUGUUGACGUUUGUCACAAUGAUGACACUGGCUAUAGAUUCUAUGGUCCCAAGCAUCGAACUGAUCGUAGCUGCGAUAGAGGACCUGCUUCCCCAACUCACAAAGCGACACUGGCUGGUUAACGCUGCAGUAAUCCUUAGUCUGCUGCUGUUCAGUCUAAUUUAUGUGUUCCAAGUAAGUUUAACUCCCCCAUUGCUCAUGACACCAGUAACAGGACUGAUAAGACCAGAUUCGAUUAUUCACUAA
This is a messenger RNA of Haliotis rubra (blacklip abalone), 674 nucleotides long. Its product is annotated as sodium- and chloride-dependent neutral and basic amino acid transporter B(0+)-like. The transcript has 5 exons. Bases 84 to 674 code for a protein of 196 amino acids. Gene Ontology annotation, biological process: sodium ion transmembrane transport. Gene Ontology annotation, cellular component: membrane. The record is from RefSeq and is a predicted model, not a curated record. Lineage: Eukaryota; Metazoa; Mollusca; Gastropoda; Lepetellida; Haliotidae.